Messenger RNA from Fusarium sp. VM40, 1746 nucleotides. The record is from the annotation of a GenBank genome assembly. NCBI's taxonomy places the organism in Eukaryota, Fungi, Ascomycota, Sordariomycetes, Hypocreales, Nectriaceae.
AUGGCUUGGAUUAGUCGAAUCAACGAUGGCGUGGCCAAUAGCCGCGUAGGCCAUUGGUUCCAAUUGGAGGGGUCUGGCCAUCCUCGCGAGCGACCUGGCUCCCGUUUCACCACUGAGCUACGAGCCGGUAUCAUCUCUUUCUUCGCAAUGGCGUAUAUCCUGGCUGUCAACUCCAGCAUCGUUGCCGACAGCGGUGGCACUUGUGUCUGUGACUCAACGCCCGACGAUCCCAUCUGCGCCGUCAACUCAGACUAUCUUCUUUGCAAAAAUGAGGUCAAACGUGACCUAGUCACUGCCACUGCUGCUAUCUCUGCCCUGGCCACUUUCUUCCUCGGUGCUCUCGCCAAUAUGCCCGUCGGUAUCAGCUGUGGAAUGGGCUUGAAUGCUUACCUCGCGUAUGAUGUUAUCGGCUUUCAUGGUUCUGGAUCUGUUCCUUACGAGGUGGCCAUGACGGCCAUCUUUGUUGAGGGUCUCAUCUUUUUCGGCCUUACAAUUCUUGGUCUCCGACAAUGGCUCGCUAGAGCCAUCCCACGCUCAAUCAAGCUGGCCACUGGCGCUGGUAUUGGUCUCUUUCUGACACUCAUCGGACUCACAUACAGUGAAGGUAUUGGCCUGAUCACUGGUGCCGUGUCAACACCCCUUGAACUUGCCGGAUGUUCUCCUGCGGACAAGUUGGAAGAUGGCACCUGUCCUGGCUCGCAUAAGAUGCAGAACCCAACUCUUUGGCUCGGCAUCUUCUGUGGUGGUAUAUUGACGGUAGUUCUCACCAUGUUCCGCGUUAAGGGCGCUAUCCUGAUUGGCAUUCUCUUGGUCUCAAUCUGCUCUUGGCCUCGAGGAACCUCUAUCACGGCGUUCCCUGAUACCCCGGUUGGCGAUGACGCUUUCAAUUACUUCAAGAAGGUGGUGAACUUUCAUCCUAUUACGAGAAUCCUUGCUGUCCAAAAGUGGGACAUUGGAGCAUACAGUGGCCAAUUUGGUCGCGCUCUGAUUACAUUCCUCUACGUGGAUAUUCUUGACUGCACGGGCACACUCUACUCUAUGGCCCGGUUCUCUAAUCUGAUAGAUGAACAUACUCAGGAUUUCGAAGGCUCUGCCACAGCUUACCUCGUUGAUUCUAUCAGCAUCUCUAUCGGUGCUCUCUUUGGCACAUCACCUGUCACGGCAUUCAUUGAGAGUGGAGCUGGUAUUGGUGAAGGAGGACGAACAGGAAUCACAGCUAUGAUGACAGGCUUUUGUUUCUUCAUCUCGCUGUUCUUCGCCCCCAUCUUUGCCUCUAUACCACCUUGGGCAACAGGAUGUGUCUUGAUACUUAUUGGCUCCAUGAUGAUGCGAGCCGUGGUUGAUAUCAACUGGCGAUAUAUGGGCGACGCUGUCCCUGCAUUCCUGACUAUUGCCGUCAUGCCGUUUACCUAUUCUAUUGCCGAUGGCCUUAUUGCCGGUAUUUGCAGCUACAUUCUCAUCCAGGGUCUUGUAUGGGCUGUGGAGACGGCUUCCAUGGGCAAUCUUACUGCUGUCAACAAGAAGGACAAGGACCCUUGGACGUGGCGUAUCCCUGGAGGUAUCCUACCGGGAUGGGUCAAACGUUUGUUCCAGGGCAAGAAGGACUUUUGGCGCCCAUAUGCGGAUGAAACCAUCGAUGCUAAUCCUGGUGAGGCUCUACCACAUGUGGUGACAGAGAUUGUCUCGGGUAAUAGACAAGGAGUCAAUGGGAGCUGGUUGACAACAAUAAGGAUAUGCUUCCUUUGA